Messenger RNA from Ruditapes philippinarum (Manila clam), 702 nucleotides. RefSeq names its product 17-beta-hydroxysteroid dehydrogenase type 6-like. NCBI's taxonomy places the organism in Eukaryota, Metazoa, Mollusca, Bivalvia, Venerida, Veneridae. The transcript has 3 exons. Gene Ontology annotation, molecular function: oxidoreductase activity. The record is from RefSeq and is a predicted model, not a curated record. Bases 22 to 702 code for a protein of 226 amino acids.
UUUUUGAAAAAAAAAAGCAAUAUGUUGUGGAGUUUAGUAUCAAUAGUUUUAAGUUUACUUGCACUUAAACUUUUUAUGAGUGUUUUAAAUAAAAUCAAAAUCAGCAAUUAUAAGGGCCGGUAUGUACUCGUCACAGGUUGCGAUUCAGGGUUUGGCUAUUUGUUAACCAAAAAACUCGACUUGUUAGGUUUCAAUGUGUUUGCUGGAUGUCUAACGAAGGCCGGAGUUGAGAAUCUAAGAAGCGAGUGUUCAGAAAAAGUAACCGCUGUUCAACUAGAUGUAUCGAACGAUGACAAUAUAAAUGCAGUAGCAGGCCUCGUCAAAAAGAAGCUUAAGUCAGACCAAGGUUUGUGGGCAGUCGUAAAUAACGCUGGAAUUAUUGGCAGUAUUGGCCCAACAUCAUGGCAAACACGAGAAGACUAUGAAAAAACAAUGUCAGUAAAUCUUUACGGUGUCAUCAUGGUAACCAAGACUUUUAUGCCGCUGGUUCAAAAAGGAAAAGGCAGAAUCAUUAACACAUCCAGCGUCAUGGGAAGAAUUGCCUUUGUCAGCGCAUCCUACUGUAUUUCUAAAUAUGGCGUGGAGGCUUUCUCAGAUGUCCUUAGACAAGAGAUGUAUGGAUCGGAUGUAAGCGUACACAUUAUAGAACCCGGAUUUUAUAGAACAGCUCUAUUGGACAGAGAAUUUAUUUUUUUUUUUUAA